CCUGUCUCACCUCAGCCCUCUGACACACACACACACACACACACACACUAGCGUGUUGGUAUACGACUUGUGGCAGGGGAAAAACACUAACAGGAUGAGGUGUGAGUGAAAUUGCAGCAGCUCCUGAAGGCAGCAUUGGAAUUUCCUCACUGCGGACAGGUGAAUGAGCAGCGCUGUGUACCUGUCUCACCUGAGCUCUCUCUCUCUCACACACACACACACACACACACUACAUGCAGUGAGGAAUGGAGGGAGAAGAAAGCAGGAAAACCAGACGGAAUUGCAGAGGACACUUUUCCACAGUUCUCCUCCUCAUUUUAAUCCACGCAGACGGAAUCAUCAGCUCAGAUCUGUUCAAUGAACAAAUGUCAAACCUGAAGAAUUUCCAGAUUGUCAUACCUCAGCUUGUGCACAAACGAUGGCAGAGAAAUGAUAAGAGUGCACAUGAACAGAGAGCAGAUUCGGAGAGUCUGACCUACUCGAUUGAGAUAGAUAACACUGUUCACCUCUUACAUCUAACCAAAAACAAAGACUUUUUAUCUCCUGAUUUCACGGUGGUCUCUCACGACGUGCAUCGUAACUCAGUGAAAAGCCACAAAGAGAAACCUGUGUUGUGUCAUUACUAUGGCCGAGUCUCGGGUUAUGAGGAAUCUCUGGUGGCUUUGAGCACCUGUGAUGGACUCAGGGGUGUCAUUUUCAUGGGGAACAAGAGUUAUGCCCUGGAACCUGCUUUACACUCCUCAAACAACGAGCACAUCCUGUUUCCCCUGGAGAGCAGUGAGUCAGAGCCGUUCCUGUGUGGAGUGGACAGCGAGCGCGAGCGUGACCAUGACGGCUCCCGCGACCACACCUUGUCUAUGGCCAUGUUUUUACGGAAAAAACGCAACCUUCCUCAGACCAGAUACGUGGAGCUGGUGUUAGUCGUGGACAAUCUGAGGUUUAAUUUGAUGAAGGGCGACCGUGUGGCCGUGAAGGACGAAAUGGUCCAGCUGGCCAAUUUACUGGACACGUACUACCAGCAGCUGAAUAUUCACAUCGUCCUGGUGGGGCUGGAGAUUUUCGAGACGGGCAACCCGUUUGCGGUUGAAGGAACCGCCGGAGAAGUUUUAGGACGCUUCGUCGACUGGAGGAAAAAGAAUCUGACAUCACGUGUCCGGAACGACAUGAGCCAGCUCAUCGUGGGUCGUACAGGAGCGUACAGCGGAGGGAUCUUGGGCAUGGCCUAUGUCGGUACGGUUUGCUCAGCAAGCACCAGCGGUGGAAUUAGUGUGUUCAGUAACAAUAAUUUGCAGUAUUAUUCCACGAUCAUUGCUCAUGAGAUGGGACACAACCUGGGGAUGAACCACGACACUUCGUCCUGCCAAUGUGGGGAAAACACCUGCAUCAUGCACCCCACCGCCAGCGGAUCGAAGUUGUUUAGUUCAUGCAGCAGUGACGAUUUUGAGAACCUGGUCCUGCGUGGAAGAGGCGUGUGUCUGCUGAAUCAGCCGUCUCCAGACCAUGUCAUCUCCAUACCCAAGUGCGGUAACCAGAUCCUAGAGGGAACUGAGGAGUGUGACUGCGGACCCCCAGAGACCUGCAGUAAUAAAUGCUGUGAUGCGGCGACAUGCACUUUCACAAAGGGUUCAGUCUGUGCUGCUGGAGCCUGCUGCAAAGACUGUCAGCUGCUGGUGUCUGGAACGCCCUGCAGAGUGUCAGUGAACCAGUGCGACCUGCCCGAGUACUGCACCGGCCAGUCCGGUUUCUGCCCUCCAGACUCGUACCAAAUGGACGGUCUAACCUGCGAGGGCGGCACCGCAUACUGCUAUGAGGGCCGGUGUCAGACACUGGACUACCAGUGCAAGCAGCUCUUCGGCCAAAGUGCAGUAAAAGCCAGUGAUAAAUGCUUCAGCCACGUGAACACACAAGGGUCCAAGUUCGGAAACUGCGGUUACUCCGGGUCCACUUUAAUCCCGUGUUCUGUGGCGAACUCCAUGUGUGGGAAGAUCCAGUGCACAAAUUUUGACUCGAAUUACCCCCCUCCUGGGAUAGUCAUCAGCGUUGAGACUUUAGAACCAGGGAUCUCAUGUAGAAAUGCUGACUUCAACCUGGGACCAGACGUUCUGGACCCGGGGUACGUCAAAACAGGGACCGUCUGUGCUGCAGAGAAAGUCUGCAUGAACUUACAGUGUGUGAAUUCAUCAGUGAUGACACAGGGGCAGAAGUGUAACGCUGCAAGAGACUGCAACAACAACGGGGUAUGUAACGAUAAGGCACACUGUCACUGUAACAACGGCUGGGCUCCUCCUUACUGCGACAAAUGGGGCAGAGGAGGCAGUGUAGAUAGCGGACCUGCUCAAAUAGAUUACUCGCUGAGGAACGGCCUGCUCAUCUUCUUCCUGUUGGUGCUGCCCAUUCUGGUGCUGGUGGUGUUUGGUUUUCUAUACGUCUUCAGACGAGACUCGCUCAAACGGUGCUGCAGGGCACGACAGUCCAAACGCCAGAGGACUAACGAAGCGAACGCUCAGAGAAGUGACAACCAGCCGAGUGGAAACGUUCAAAGACCAGCACGUCCUCCUCCACCCACACAAUACCCACAGUAUCCAUCUGCUACCUCUGGAGCUCAGGCAAGCUCUAACAAUCAGAAUGGUGUGCAGCCUGCAGUGUGGACUUCUCAGCUUCCCAGAAACGGACCUGGAGUUCCCCGACCCAUUCCACCCAGGAACGUCGUCACCUGAGCGAACUCUGAACAAGGGUGUUUGUGGAAUCGAACUAAAACUCUCCCAGUGAAGGAGCGUCCAUCUCGUAUCGGAAUUCGUUCAGCGAUGAUGAGUCUAAAUGUGGAUAUGAAUGUUGUUUGUUACUUUUUUUUUUACAGUAUAAAACGUACAUAACGUUAAGCUAAUAAAUCCUUUAAAUGUAGAGAUUUUUCUUUUUUUUUUGAUUAGCUACAAAUAAUUUCCCCAUGGUUGAUUCUAUUCUAUUCU
Molecule: messenger RNA, 2966 nt
Organism: Hemibagrus wyckioides
Lineage: Eukaryota; Metazoa; Chordata; Actinopteri; Siluriformes; Bagridae
Product: disintegrin and metalloproteinase domain-containing protein 9-like
Exons: 22
Coding region: 246-2717 (823 amino acids)
Biological process (GO): proteolysis
Cellular component (GO): plasma membrane
Molecular function (GO): metalloendopeptidase activity
Source: RefSeq, a predicted model, not a curated record